GUCUGCUGAUGAAGACCAGGAGGACAUCAGUCUGGGUCUCUUUGACACGAGGGAUCCAGAUUAUCAGAUCCAGAAUACAAGAGGUUCACGUAUGAAGAGGCGGCGCAGGAAGAGUGACGACGUGAGCCUCAGAGUCUGUCUGUUACAGGACGCCAACGCCAACAUACUCAAGAAAGGCGUGUUGAAGUCACCGAUGCAGGAGGUGAGGUGUCCUCGAGGCCUUCAGGAGGCAGAGUUCCUGGACCUCCUCAGGUCCUCCUUCCCCCAGUUGACCGAGCAGUUUGAUGCUUUCACAACCGACACCACCAGGAAACUGAAACCACUUCACCUGGAGACCAUGACACCUGAGAAGAUCCAGGGGGCCAUCAAAUCCAGAGGGAGAGGAAGGUCAGCUCUGUACGUCCGAGUCAAGGCGGCGAAGGAGUCCCAGAGGAGCGCUUUAAGAAGAGAGGACGCCAACGAUGACACGAGAGAGGAAACAGAGGAACACGGAGGUCCUGCAGAGAGAGCGGAGAGACCACAACAACACACGGACACAGAGGAGGAACAUCCAGGAACAUCUGAAGAUGAAGAGUGGAAACCAGACAAGGAUGAUGAGGAGAUACAAAGGAUGAAACCCAAACUGGACUCCUCAGAAACCAUGAACCAGAACAACUCAGGAAGACGACCGAGGGACUUCAGCGCCUGCUCUGACAGAGAGAGUGACGGUGACGGAGGAGAUGAAGAGUGGAGACCAGGGGAAGAUGAGGAUGAGAUGGAGGACAGGAUAAAUAAACCACACUCAUCAGGAGAGAACAGCGGCGCUCCUCUGUCCUGCAGAGUCUGCCAAGCCCUGAAGGGGUCCACCAGCAUGCUCAUCAAACACUCCUGGAGUCACGUGGAGGAUCCAGAGAGACUCUGUGGCGUGUGUGGAGAACCUUCAGAGUCUCCAGAGGAGCUGAGGAGUCACCUGAACACUCACAGGAGAACACACAGCUGUGACGUGUGCGGGAAGAACUUCCUCACCGUGGUCGGUCUACAGGAACACGCCACCGUGCACGGGAUGGAGAAACGGUUCAGGUGUGAGGUCUGCGGUAAGGCGUACGCUUCAAAGAACACUCUGAAGAGCCACCAGUGGGAACACGUGGAGGACAAACCUCAUAGAUGUGACGUCUGUCAUCAGUCCUUUGCUUUCAAACAGCAGCUGAGGAUCCACAGCAGGACGCACACGGGGGAGAAACCGUACACCUGUGACCUCUGCGGGAAGUCCGUCUCUAAUCUACGGUCUUUGUCCCGACACAAGCUGACUCACUCUGGGGAGAAACGCUACAGCUGUCGGGACUGUGGGAAGAGGUUCGUGAGUCUUGGAGGACUCAAACAACACGAGACCAUUCACACGGACCGGGACAGAACACACCUCUGUGAGAUCUGCUGCAAAGCCUUCCACAAGCGAGCUCAGUUAAACGUUCACAUGGCGUCACACGGGGACAAGAAGUUCAUGUGUGAUAUAUGCGGGAAGGGAGUGUCCCAGAAGAGCAAGCUGAAGGCACACAUGAGGAUCCACACCGGGGAGAAACCGUACGGGUGCUCUGACUGUGGGAAAAGAUUUAACAGCAGCAGUUAUCUGACAGAACACAAGUUAGUCCACUCAGGCGUCAAGUCACACGUCUGCAGUGUGUGUGGGAAAACCUGGUCCCUCAGGAAGUUCCUGAAAGUCCACAUGAGGACUCACAACGGAGAGAGACCGUACAAGUGCUCCAUCUGUGACAAAGGCUUCACUCAGAACCACUGUCUGAAGACUCACAUGAAGAGCCACCAGGGGGCAGCAGAGGACGGACUGAUGGACUAACACCAACAAUACUAAUGUUAUUCUGACUCUGUAGUGGAAGUCACUGCAUUAACAAUAAAAAUGUACAAGUGUGUACAGAAA
Messenger RNA from Notolabrus celidotus (New Zealand spotty), 1909 nucleotides. RefSeq names its product zinc finger protein 436-like. Gene Ontology annotation, molecular function: DNA-binding transcription factor activity; RNA polymerase II cis-regulatory region sequence-specific DNA binding. Gene Ontology annotation, biological process: regulation of transcription by RNA polymerase II. Bases 92 to 1828 code for a protein of 578 amino acids. Lineage: Eukaryota; Metazoa; Chordata; Actinopteri; Labriformes; Labridae. The transcript is spliced from 5 exons. The record is from RefSeq and is a predicted model, not a curated record.